This is a messenger RNA of Hydra vulgaris (swiftwater hydra), 3180 nucleotides long. Its product is annotated as probable cyclin-dependent serine/threonine-protein kinase DDB_G0292550. The record is from RefSeq and is a predicted model, not a curated record. NCBI's taxonomy places the organism in Eukaryota, Metazoa, Cnidaria, Hydrozoa, Anthoathecata, Hydridae.
AAUUUAGAUUAUUGUUUAAAAAUUAUUGUUGUUUAACUGUCUUUAAGAUACUCAUCCGUGAAAAAAUAAAAAUGUGUUUUUUAUAAUGGGAAAUUCAUCCGGAAGACUCUCGGAUGUAAACUUACUAAUUGAGGCUCAAAAUUUUUACGAUCUGAUUCAAGAGUUUAACUUCAUUCCUCAGUUGUUUCAGAAAACAAUCGCAAAAGAAGCACUUCGUCGUUAUGAAAGUUUAUGGCUUCCAUUGGUGGCUGAAUAUCUUGAAAUCCGUCUCAUUGCGCCCCUAGAUAUCGAGUUAAUAUGGAUUGUUCAUAUGCACAAUCCAGACGCUUAUUUAGAAGACUGUAUGCGAUUAUAUGGAACUCUACUAAACCACACCAUUGGUACUUUUGAAGAGCGCCGUGAAAAUACGACAGCAGAAUAUUUAUGGAAGAAAAAGUACCCAAACGAGCCUUUUGCAUUUACAACAACACCUCGGAAAGUUCCUUUUAUAUCAAAAUUAUCCAGUAACAUAAUAAAAGCUUUGGAUGAGUUUCGGAUUUUCUGUCGGCAAGUUGCAUUGCCACAUUUUAAAGACGAAAAAUUUUUGAGCACAGCAAUAAACGAGUACCUACACAAUGCUCAGUUUGAUGACUAUUUUAAGAUAGCCUACCCUUACAACAGAGCUUUUAUCUGGAAAUCUCAUAUGGUAAACCCACAAGCAUAUCAAAAUGACAUUGCUUAUCUAGAAGAAAUAAUAGACUAUUCAAAAAUGGAUCAACUAAAUUCGCGUUGUUCUUCAAAUCAAGGUGCCAUGUUUAGAGGCAGUGUUGCACCUUUGAAGCAAGAUGAAACAUCCAUAGGCGAUAUUUUAAAAGUAGAUAAAAUUUAUAUGUUUUCUAUUACAGGAAUUCAAAUUAACAAUCUUGAGAAAAGUGCACUUUACGAACUUUCUAUAAAAUCAAAAAAUGAAAACGGUAAUGAAGAAAACUUGACUUCAAUAAGAUUUCGAAGCAAAGGAGAUGUACUAACAAGAACAUAUAAAAAUGUAAAACGCAUUAACACAAUUCAAUUUAACACCCAAAAUAGUCAUGUUCUUAAAAUACAAAUCAUGAAAUUGGAUAACACAAAUGAAUUGCAACAAAUUUCAACAUUAAAUUCGCAAGGCAGAUAUUUUAGUGAAGAGUUUUUCUUUCCUAAUAACAAAAACCUAAAGCAGGGUGAUAAAUGUGUCAUUUCUUAUGAUUUGAAACCACCAUCAACUGAUAAAAGUAUUAAAAAUAGUGCGAAACGUCUGGAUAACAGUAAUGAAAUAAUUGACGCAACUUCGUGUUCAAACGAAACUAGCAACAACACAAGCAAUUUUUUUACAAAUCAAAAUAAACUUGGUAAUAAUAUAAUGGAUGUAAAUCCAUGUUCAAAUGAACCUAGUAAUGAUACAACCAACUCCGCUACAACCGCAAAUGAAACAGGUAAUACUGUCAAGCAUAAAAACAUUUUUACCCAUCCGAGACAAAAUAGUAAUAUAAAUGAUUCUUUAAACAAGCCAAAUAAAUUCGAAAAUGAUUUAAAAAAUUCUCAUAACACAUAUAGUUUGAAAAAGGUCAAAUCGUCUUAUAAAGAAAACAAUAACACGUAUCCAAUGAUAAAAAGCAAAGCAAAUCCGAACUUCACUAGCAAUACAUAUACAAAGGCAAUCAGCAAUGCAUAUCCAAAGAAAACAAGUGAUGUGCUGAAUAAUUUCACUUUAUUCCAAAAUAUGAUAAACGAUAAGUUAAUGGAGGGUAGUAAAGAAAAUAAUUUACUGAGCUACCCAACUAACUUAAGCUCAGCUCAUAUGCAGUUAAAAAGUGAUACAAGUGAGAUAAAUAACGGUAUUAAAAGUAAGAUAAAUAACGAUAUUAAAAGUGAGAUAAAUAACGAAAUUAAAAGUGAGAUAAAUAACGAAAUUAAAAGUGAGAUAAAUAACGAUAUUAAAAGUGAGAUAAAUAAAGUUAUUAAAAGUAAAAACUCCAGUUUUUGCUUGGAUAAAACUUAUAAUAGUGAAUGUAAUAACAAUCCGGUAGAGCGAAACAACAAUCUAGAAGAACCCAAUACUGUUGCUGUUACUGAAGAUCUCGGAGAAUCUAGUAAUGCUAUUGCGAACAAAAAUCUAAAAGAGUUUACAACUGUUUCAGUUAAUGUAAACGAAUGUAAUAACGUUGAACUCAACAACAACUUAGAAGAAUCUGGUAAUGUUGUUAAUAAAUUUUGUAGUAUUAUAAUAGAAGAUAAUGACGCAAUAAAAACACAAAAAGAUUUUAAUAAUUCUUUAAUAAAUAAAAAUAUUUAUGCAGGUGACAGCAACAUUCAAAGUAAUAACGAACUGAAUAAAACUUGCAAUUUUCCAACUAACAAUAUUGAAAAUAACGAAAUUAGUAGUCUUGAAAAUAGCGAUUUAAAUCAGCGUCAGGUUUUUAGUGGAACAUUAAGUUUAAUAUGCUUUGAAGUGAUUAGCUUAACAUCAACAUUUUGUUUAAAUAAAGAAGGUGAAAUUUGUUUUCAUAAGCAUUACGGAGAAGUCUUGAAGCAGCCACGUGUACUUGCGCCCAACGCUACAAAACUGGAUGAAGCACCAUGUAAAUAUAUUGAUUUAGCAUUGGUAAAAGCUACUACAUCAAAAAAAGUUUUAAAAUGCAGAUGGUUAUUUUCAGAAGAACUUUCAAAGAAAGAUGGUUUCUCAGAAGAACAGUUUUCAUCAGUGGAGCUAUUUGACUUAAACGAAGCUAUAUUUGCUUCAUCUGCUACAAUAGGAAAAGAAUCGUUACCAAAUCUAAACCAGGUUUCCCAUCCUCGUCACUGUUGCGUGUUAAUGGAUAUUCCUGAAAUAACGUAUAUAGUUCGAGGAACAAACUGUGACUCUGGGUUACUUCAAGUGACUAAAAAUGAAUCAGAAAAAGUAGUACUUGUGCAGUUUAUGAAUUUGCGAAAACUAACAAAAGUCUGGGAACUACUUUAUGACUAUCGAGAUAAAAGCCACAUAAUCUAUUGUAAGUCCUUAAAAGUUACUGUUAAUAUAAACGAAAUAUCUGUAUUGAUAACUCAUCCACAAGUUGACAUUAGUAGCAGCAUCUCACUGGCAACCCUUUUGCUCUACAUAUUUUGCAAGUCAACAUUCCUGAAUGAUAUAUCAUGAGCUUUAUAAGAUUAAGAAUUUUUUCAUCA